Messenger RNA from Brachypodium distachyon (stiff brome), 1808 nucleotides. RefSeq names its product cytochrome P450 94B3. The transcript is spliced from 2 exons. Gene Ontology annotation, molecular function: monooxygenase activity; oxidoreductase activity, acting on paired donors, with incorporation or reduction of molecular oxygen; heme binding. The record is from RefSeq and is a predicted model, not a curated record. The coding region runs from base 25 to 1557 and encodes 510 amino acids. NCBI's taxonomy places the organism in Eukaryota, Viridiplantae, Streptophyta, Magnoliopsida, Poales, Poaceae.
AGCAAGCUUGAGAUCUCGAUCGCCAUGGAGCUCUCGUUGACCUCGUCCCUUGCCAUCCUCCCCUUGCUCCUCCUACCUCUCCUCUGCUUCCUCUGCCUACGCUGGCAGACCAGAAAGCAGCCUCGUGCUGAUGGCCUCAAGGCCUACCCUGUAGUUGGCACGCUCCCACACUUCGUCAAGAACCAGCACCGCCUCGUCGAGUGGUCGGCCGGCAUUAUUGCCCGUUGCCCCACGCACACAAUGUCCUUCAACUUCAAGGGCCUCGGUCUCAUGGCUGGCGCCAUCACUGCCAAUCCGGCGAAUGUGGAAUAUGUCAUGAAGACCAACUUCCAGAACUAUCCCAAGGGAGACUUCGUGGUGUCUGUCAUCGAGGACUUCCUCGGCCAUGGCAUCUUCAACUCCGACGGCGACCAGUGGCUUUGGCAGCGCAAGGCCUCCAGCUAUGAGUUCAGCAAGCGGUCGCUGAGAAAUUUCGUGGUCAGCACUGUCCGAUUCGAGGUUGUUGAGAGGCUGCUGCCGCUGCUUUCCCAGGCAGAGCAGGACGGCCGGACACUGGAUGUGCAGGAUGUUCUUGAACGAUUCGCGUUCGACAACAUCUGCUGUGUUGCCUUUGACGAGGACCCAGCGUGCCUCACGGAGGAGGGCCUGGGGGUGAAUGGGCGUGCAGAGUUCAUGCACGCCUUAACCGACGCGCAGAACAUAGUCAUGGCCAGGUUCAUGUCGCCAAUCAAGUCGGCAUGGCGAAUCAAGAAGCUACUCAACAUAGAGCCUGAGAGACGGAUGCACGAGGCGCUCGCCACGAUCCACGGAUAUGUCGACAGGAUUGUCCGUGAGCGCAGCGAGAGGGGAGCAGCUGGGUUGGCGCGCAAAGACGACUUCCUGUCGCGCUUCGCCUCAAGUGGUGAGCACAGCAACGAGAGCCUCCGGGAUGUGGUCACCAACUUUAUCCUAGCCGGGAGGGACACGACCUCAUCUGCGCUCACUUGGUUCUUCUGGCUGCUAUCCAGCCGGCCAGACGUGGAGGAAAAGAUCGUACGCGAGAUUUGCACAGUGCGGGCAUCCAGCAGGAGCACGGAUGCGGCAUUCAGCUUUAGCGAGCUGCGCAAGAUGAACUACCUGCAAGCUGCAAUCACAGAGUCCAUGCGGCUGUACCCUCCUGUGGCCAUGGACUCGCGCUGCUGCCAGCACGAUGAUGUACUGCCUGACGGCACGUUUGUGGGCAAAGGGUGGCAGGUCUCCUACAGCGCGUACGCCAUGGCACGAUUAGAGGAGAUAUGGGGCAAUGACUGUCAGGAGUACCGACCAGAACGGUGGCUAGAUGCAGAGGGCAUGUUCCAACCAGAGAGCACGUCCAAGUACCCGAUCUUCCACGGCGGUCCGAGGAUGUGCCUCGGCAAGGAGAUGGCCUACAUACAAAUGAAGUCCAUCGUAGCGUGCGUGUUCGAGAGGUUCAGCUUCCAGUUUGUUGGUGGCGAGAGCCGGCCAGGGCUUGUGUUCUCAGUGACAUUAAGGAUGGAGGGUGGCUUGCCAAUGCAAGUGAAGAAAAGGGAGCAGUAAUCUUAUUCUUUCUGGUUUUAGGCAUGUUCCCUUUGCCUACAGGAUAGCAAAGGUGAUGCAGGUAUGUUCCUCCAAAGAAGCAAGUAUUCCUCAAAACUGUUAGAUGUAGGUAAGCACAAAUUAUGUCCUACCACAUGCAUGUGCUUUGGUGAUAUAUAGGAUUUGGUUCCUAGGAGUUGAGAGUGCUGCGCUCAAGAUAGUAUGAUCUCACAAAACAACAUCAUAUUAAAGACCGUUGAGAAUUUGAUUCA